This is a messenger RNA of Strigops habroptila (Kakapo), 2046 nucleotides long. RefSeq names its product DDB1 and CUL4 associated factor 4 (gene DCAF4). The record is from RefSeq and is a predicted model, not a curated record. The coding region runs from base 435 to 1913 and encodes 492 amino acids. Gene Ontology annotation, cellular component: Cul4-RING E3 ubiquitin ligase complex. The transcript is spliced from 14 exons. NCBI's taxonomy places the organism in Eukaryota, Metazoa, Chordata, Aves, Psittaciformes, Psittacidae. Gene Ontology annotation, molecular function: protein binding.
GCCGGUAAGGGGUGGCUGGCGCUUACCCCGCGUGUUGGGGACUUUUAGCUUUAGCGUGGUGGGGCUAGCCGCGGCGCUGGUCUCGGCCCAACAGCGAAGUCGGCAGGCGUGAGGAAGUGCCCGUAGUGCGGGCGGUCAGUGGGCCCGGUCGCUUACAAACCCGUGGCUGGGGGUUUUGGCCCGCCGGUCCGGCCUGGCUGCUGUGGGGGGGAGGCCUCCUCCGGCACCGGGGCCCGGCGCGGCAGGUAGGGAGGUCGCGUUGGUCGCUUCGGGUCGUCCCCGUGUCGAGGAAGCCCCUCUGCUUGGGAGGAAGCUGGCGGCUGUAAACACGCGGCUGUAGCACUUCUCCGUCCUGCGCACGGGGAGACUUGGCAAGAGCACGUUUACUCGUGUCAGCACCGCACCCUGCUUACUUCAGCCUCCCUUCCGAUGAAAUGAAGAGAUGUUACCGGAGAGGCAAAGGAAAGCGUGGACGACGCACAGCUACUGCCCCCAAUCACAAUACCCGUACUGUGAGGCUGGAACGGGAGGAACCACAGACCCCAGUGCAUGCAGGCCCCAGCAGCAGUGGGGAUCCUUCUUCAUCCAGUUUAACCCAGAACUCUGUAGUACCAGAACUGCCAGGAUUUUACUAUGACUCAGACAAGAACCGCUAUUUUCGCCUGCUGCCUGGACAUAAUAACUACAACCCACUCACCAAGGAGAGCAUUCAGUACAAGGCCAUGGAAUGCAAAAGACUGAAACUCUUAGAAGAGGAAGAAAAACAAAAGAAGAAAACAACAAGGGCUGGACUGAAUUCAUCUAUGCUGUUACAGAAAAGGCAGCUGGGUUUGCUCAGCUCCACAAGUUAUUGCAGGCUGGUUCAUGAACUGAAAGUGAACUGCAUGCACAGGAGGAAGAUAGAAAUUCACAGUCCAGAUUCUUCAGUUGCUGGAACCAACAAUUUUAAAAUAAUUGUGGCAGAUGUUGCUUGUGAACAGAUAUUCACUGUGAACGACGUAGAGCAUGGAGGAUGUAAAUAUGGUAUCAUCAACCUCAGUGGUUUGGGGAAGGAGUCUCCCACUGUGGAGAUGUAUGACAACCUCUACUUCACAAAUCGCAAAGUGAAUUCUAUGUGCUGGGCAUCACUGACUCAUCCAGAUUCUCAUGUUUUGCUGUGUCUCAUGGGAAUUGCAGAAACACCAGGCUGUGCCAGUCUGCUUCCAGCAUCGUUGUUCAGCAGCAGUAACUCAGGAGAUCGACCUGGUAUGCUGUGCAGCUUCAAGAUAUCCACUGCCUGGUCCUGUGCUUGGUGCCUGAACCCUCAAAUGAGUGCCUGCUUCAGCACAGGCCUGACGCGACGAGUUCUUGUGGCCAAUGUAGUGACAGGGCGUCAACAGUCAUUUAGAACCAGUAGUGAUGUCUUGGCACAACAGUUUGCCACACAGGCACCAGUGCUGUACAACGGCUGCCGCUCAGGGGAGAUCUUCAGCAUCGAUGUGCGUCAGCGCAACCGAAAGGGCCAGAGCUGGAAGGCGAUUCAGCUCUUCCAUGACUCGGCAGUUACAUCCAUUCGCCUUCUUAAGGCUGAACAUUAUCUUAUGGCAGCAGAUAUGGCUGGCAAGAUAAAACUGUGGGACCUGAGAACAGCAAAGUGUGUGAAGCAGUACAAAGGUCAUCACAAUGAAUAUGCUAUUCUCCCUCUGCAUGUAAACGAGGAGGAAGGACUUCUAACAGCAGUUGGUCAGGAUUGCUAUACCAGAAUUUGGAGUCUCCAGGAUGCCCAUCUGCUUAGAACCAUCCCUUCUCCCCACCCAUCCUCCAAAGAUGCUAUUCCCAGCGUGGUGUUUUCUUCAAGACUUGGGGGUCACCGAGGAGUUCCUGGCUUACUCAUGGCUGUCAAACAGGAUCUCUACCACUUCUCCUAUGACUGACACAAUAUUCUCCUCAGACCUUGUCUACAAAGCUGCCAGCCUAUACAUGACUUCGCAAUUUCUGCACCUUCUUCAGCAGGUUCAGCAAAUCUUGCUGUAUGUAUCUUGUAAAUAAAAGCUGAAUGCUGAUUAA